Messenger RNA from Zalophus californianus (California sea lion), 2798 nucleotides. It is a transcript of the gene CHST1, whose product is annotated as carbohydrate sulfotransferase 1. NCBI's taxonomy places the organism in Eukaryota, Metazoa, Chordata, Mammalia, Carnivora, Otariidae. The record is from RefSeq and is a predicted model, not a curated record. Gene Ontology annotation, molecular function: keratan sulfotransferase activity; N-acetylglucosamine 6-O-sulfotransferase activity. Gene Ontology annotation, biological process: N-acetylglucosamine metabolic process; keratan sulfate proteoglycan metabolic process; carbohydrate metabolic process. The coding region runs from base 695 to 1930 and encodes 411 amino acids. The transcript has 4 exons. Gene Ontology annotation, cellular component: Golgi membrane.
CGCCGCUCCGCGCUCGGGUCGCAAGGCGGGCGGGCCGGCGGGCGGGCGCUCGGCGAGAGGCUCCGGCGCCUGCGGCUGCUGCUCUCCUCCGGCGCCCGGGGCUGCGGCGCGCUGGGUCCCGGCCCCUGGCCCGGCGCCCCUCGGGCCCUCGCGCCCGGGUCCCCAGUCCCGCGCCCUGCCCGGGAGAACGCUCUGGUCUGGCCGGGCCGUCCCGGGCUCGCGCCCCCGGGCCAUGAAGAGGGGCCCGUGAGGGGCGCGCGGAGGCGGUGGAAGAGGAGGGAGGAGGGAGGCCGAGGAGGAGGGCGCGGAAGGCGGAGGAUGCCGCCGCCGAUGUCGCCGCCGCCACCCGCCGGCCCCCGGCGAGCCUGACUCCAGACCCGAGGAUGGAGCCGGCGCUGGGCGCUACAGCGGCUCCCGGUGCGCCCCUCACCAGGUAGCCGCUCUCCUCUCUGGUGUGGUUGGAAGAAGAGCCUCCCGCCCCAGCUGUCCCUUCCGAGUGGGCCUCGGUGUCUGGGCUAUCUAGACGGAGCUGCCAUUUCCACCUGGAGGUCUGGGUCUGUUGCUCACAGGGCCUCUGCAUAGGCUGGGACUGCCGGCUAGGCCAGGAGACCUGGCAGCUGCGGACUCCCCAGCUCGGAGCAGCCCCUCUUUGACCUCGCAUGGUGGAGAAGCAGCCCCAUGAAGGUGCCCAGCCAUGCAAUGUUCCUGGAAGGCCGUCCUCCUCCUUGCCCUGGCCUCCAUCGCCAUACAGUACACCGCCAUCCGCACCUUCACCGCCAAGUCCUUUCACACCUGCCCGGGGCUGGCGGAGGCGGGGCUGGCCGAGCGGCUUUGCGAGGAGGGCCCCACCUUUGCCUACAACGCCUCCCGCAAGACCCACAUCCUCAUCCUGGCCACCACGCGCAGCGGCUCCUCCUUCGUGGGCCAGCUCUUCAACCAGCACCUGGACGUCUUCUACCUGUUCGAGCCCCUCUACCACGUCCAGAACACGCUCAUCCCCCGCUUUACCCAGGGCAAGAGCCCCGCGGACCGGCGGGUCAUGCUGGGCGCCAGCCGUGACCUCCUGAGGAGCCUCUAUGACUGUGACCUCUACUUCCUGGAGAACUACAUCAAGCCGCCGCCCGUCAACCACACCACCGACAGGAUCUUCCGCCGCGGGGCCAGCAGGGUGCUGUGCUCCCGGCCCGUGUGCGACCCCCCGGGCUCCCCCGAACUGGUGCUGGAGGAGGGGGACUGCGUGCGCAAGUGUGGUCUGUUGAAUUUGACGGUGGCCGCCGAGGCCUGUCGCGAGCGCAGCCACGUGGCCAUCAAGACGGUGCGGGUGCCUGAGGUUAACGACCUGCGGGCCCUGGUUGAAGACCCCCGGUUAAACCUCAAGGUCAUCCAGCUGGUCCGAGACCCGCGUGGCAUCCUGGCCUCCCGCAGCGAGACGUUCCGCGACACGUACCGCCUCUGGCGGCUCUGGUACGGCACUGGGAGGAAGCCCUACAACCUGGAUGUGACGCAGCUGACCACGGUGUGCGAGGACUUCUCCAACUCCGUGUCCACCGGCCUCAUGCGGCCCCCGUGGCUCAAGGGCAAGUACAUGUUGGUGCGUUACGAGGACCUGGCCAGGAACCCCAUGAAGAAGACCGAGGAGAUCUACGGUUUCCUGGGGAUCCCCCUGGACAGCCAUGUGGCCCGCUGGAUCCAGAACAACACGCGGGGUGACCCCACCUUGGGCAAGCACAAAUACGGCACCGUGCGAAACUCGGCGGCCACGGCCGAGAAGUGGCGCUUCCGCCUCUCCUACGACAUUGUGGCCUUCGCCCAGAACGCUUGCCAGCGGGUGCUGGCGCAGCUGGGCUACAAGAUGGCCACGUCGGAGGAGGAGCUCAAGAACCCCUCCAUCAGUCUGGUGGAGGAGCGGGACUUCCGCCCUUUCUUGUGACGAGGGCUCCGUGGGUGGGGGUGAGGGGCACAUGGUGUCGGUUUUGAUAAAAUGGACCCUUUUUAACUGUUGCCUUAUUUCCCCCUCUCUCUCCCGCCCGGUCUUUGUGUCCUUCCUGCCUCCCCCUCCCCACCCCCAACAGGCCCCGUCCCCCCUCCACUUUCUUCUGCCUCUUUUUGUCUCUGAAAUUUGCACUAUGUCUUGGACAGGAAUCACUGGGGCGGAGGGGGCAUGAAGCGGGGUAGAGCCCCCAGCUCACCCCAUUCAGACACACGGCUUUUGGGUCUCUGCGUGGAUGGUGACAAUGUUUACAAGCACCACACUCACACAUUCACAUACACACACAUGCACACACACGGGCGCCCACGAGGAGAGAUACCCCCAAACCAUGGAACUUCGGCAGCAUUUCCAGUGGCCCAGUGGUCAGGGUAUGGUAGUUUUGCACUGUCUUACUUCCACAAGGUAAGAGGUUAAAAACAAAAAGGUCACCUCUAAUUUAUGAAUGGUGUCUAAUCCCCCCCCAUCCUGCUUCCUGCCCCCCUUGGAGCAGAGAAUCUGCCCCCCACUCCCCCUCCCCAACGCCCACCCCGGCCUGCCCUUGCCUGCCGGUGAGCAGGUUUUUACUGUGAGGUGAAUGUGGACCUUGUUUAUUUUUUCCAGUCUGUGGCAAUGCUGUCUGUCUGCCUGUCUGAGUCUUGUGGCUGCCCCUGGACCAGUGAUGGCUGAUAAAUCUUAAGGGUUUCUGAUUGAUCUUGGGGUCCAUCUGUGAUAUUUCUUUGUGCCAAAAAGAAAAAGAGUGGAUCAGUUUGCUAAAUGAACAUUGAAAUGCUUUAUCUGUGUUUUCUGUAAAUAAAAGAGUGCAAUAAUA